Messenger RNA from Phragmites australis (common reed), 2914 nucleotides. Its product is annotated as cysteine-rich receptor-like protein kinase 6. The transcript has 7 exons. The record is from RefSeq and is a predicted model, not a curated record. Gene Ontology annotation, biological process: protein phosphorylation. Lineage: Eukaryota; Viridiplantae; Streptophyta; Magnoliopsida; Poales; Poaceae. The coding region runs from base 107 to 2230 and encodes 707 amino acids. Gene Ontology annotation, molecular function: protein kinase activity; ATP binding.
GGUGUGCGUGUGCCAAACUGCCAAACCCCUGCGACUUCAUUGCUCCUCUUCGCCGCUCACCAGUCACCGCCACACAACUCACGAGCCGACGCAGGCCCACGGCACCAUGGCCGCGGGAGCGCGCCGCCACGGCGUCUCCGCGGGCCUCCUCCUCGCCCUCUUCGCCGCCCUCCUGGCGCCGCUGGCGGACGCGCAGGGGCCAUGGCAGGAGUGCGGGAAAAGCGGCAACUACACGGCGAACAGCACCUACCAGGCCAACAUCCAGCGCCUCGCCGCCACGCUCCCCAAGAACGCUUCCCGGACCCUCUUCGCGACCGCCACCCUCGGGUCCGUCCCGGACAUCGUGUACGCGCUCACGCUCUGCCGCGGGGACGCCAACGCCACGGACUGUGGGUCCUGCGUCGCCACCGCCUUCCAGGACGCGCAGCAGCUGUGCGCCUUCGACAAGGACGCCGCCGUCUACUACGACACCUGCUACCUCCGCUUCUCCAACCAGAACUUCCUGACCGGCUCCAUAGGCGGUGAAUUCUUCAUACUGAUGCACACGAGGAACGUGUCCUCGUCGGGCAAGAAGUACCAUGUCGUCCAGGUCGUCCUCGACAACAACCGCGGGACCGUCCUCAUCCUCAUGAACACGCAGAACGUGUCCGCGCCGUUCAAAGUGUUCGACGCCGCCGUGGGCGUGCUCCUCAGCGCCACCGCCGACUACGCGGCCGACAACUCGUCCAAGAGGUUCGGCACCGCGGUGGAGGGGUUCCAGACCUUCGACAGCCAGAACCCGACGAUUUACGGGCUGACGCAGUGCACGCCGGACAUGGCGCCGGCCGACUGCCGGAGCUGCCUCACUGAUAUUCUUCAGAUGAGGAUCAAGUAUCUCAGCGGGAGGCAGGGUGGCAGGGUUCUUGGAUUGUGGUGCAACUACAGGUAUGAGCAGUACCCCUUCUUCACCGGCGGCCCGCUGCUUCAGCUGCCGGAACCACCCGUGGGGGCGCCGGCGCCGGCGCCCGCGGCGGUGAACUUGACGCCGCCGACGGCUGGAGGAGGAAACAGAAUUGGUAGAGUUCUAGCUAUUAUACUUCCUAUAGUCGUCAUUAUAGUAGUUUGCUGUUGUCUCUGGAGGAGGACGAGGAAACCAGCAGGAAAGCCAUCACUAUUAGAUUCAACAAAUCCAGAGGACGUACAAAGUAUCGAUUCGCUCAUUAUUGAUCUACCAACUCUACGAACCGCAACACAGAACUUUGAUGAAGGGAAAAAGCUCGGCGAAGGAGGGUUUGGUGCGGUUUAUAAGGGAAUCCUCCCUAAUGGUCAAGAGAUAGCAGUGAAAAGGCUCUCACAGAGUUCUCGACAAGGAAUAAAGGAGUUGAAAACGGAGCUUGUUUUGGUUGCCAAGCUUCAACACAGGAACUUGGUGAGGCUUGUCGGCGUUUGCUUGGAAGAACAUGAAAAGUUACUUGUGUAUGAAUACAUGCCCAACAAAAGCCUCGACACCUUUCUUUUUGAUCCUGAUAAGAGCAAUGAGCUAGAUUGGCAGAGGAGAUUUAUGAUAGUCAAUGGGAUUGCUCGAGGCUUGCAGUAUCUUCAUGAAGAGUCUCGACUGAAGAUAGUUCACAGGGACCUCAAGGCGAGCAAUGUUCUGUUAGACUCUGAAUUCAAUCCCAAGAUAUCAGAUUUCGGCUUAGCAAGGCUAUUUGGAAAUGACCAAUCACGAGAUGUCACGAAUCGUGUCGUCGGAACCUAUGGUUACAUGGCCCCUGAGUAUGCUAUGCGUGGGCAUUACUCUAUCAAGUCAGAUGUGUUUAGCUUCGGCGUUUUGAUUUUAGAGAUUGUCGCGGGGAGAAGAAACUGUGGCUCCUAUGACUCCGAGCAGUAUGAUCAUCUCCUUAGUUCGGUGUGGGAGCACUGGACGAUGGGAACAGUUGCGGAGAUCAUGGAUUCAUCCUUGAGCAGCCAUUCUAGCGCAGACCAGAUGCUGAAGUGCAUCCACAUCGGGCUUCUGUGCGUUCAACACAACCCCGCGGAUAGGCCGAUGAUGUCAACUGUGAAUCGCAUGCUUAGCAGCAGCACUGUGCCCCUCCAGGCUCCAUCCAGACCAGCAUUUUGCUUCCAAAAGAGUGGCGUCAGCUCGGACAUGUACUCGGUAGCGUAUCGAGGACGAGCAAUUUUGCAGUCCACAUGCAUAUCGCCUGUGUCGGAGAACGAAGUUUCAAUUUCUGAAUUUGAGGCGAGAUAAGUCCCAUGGUAAUGGUGAAUCUUCUACUACUGCUGUUGCCCAAAUAAAAAAACGCUUGACUUCCUCUCAAAAAUAAAAAUAAAAAUACAUGCUAGAAGCUGGGAAAGGCCCUACACGCAGGAUGUAUCCUAGAUUACUACCGGUAGAUAUUUUACCACUUACAAGCAAUGGCAAAAAAACGGCUGUAUAAGCAGGUAUUUGCAAGUUGUAACCACUGCCACAUGUUGAUGCUCAUUAUUGCAACCUAUAACCAUAUAUGCAUGUACUGCAUCCUUCUUGGGUUUCCAUAAACCAAUGUGCUUCUUAUUUAUUAUAUUAUUAUUUGAGUGUUAAAAAACCAUCACGUUUAUUCUUAAGAUCACAAAAUUAUCACGUUCAUCAUAAAAAAAAGCUAAAUCACUCAUUGUUACGAACAUCUAACGGUCUAGAUUAAACCAAAGAGUCCAUAUCAAAUACGAUUAAUAAAUAGCUAAAUUCGUAAUUAAAAAUUAUGAAAAAUUAGUAGUUCAUUUUACAUACAGUUUGGAAAGCAAAAUAUCUAAAUAAAAAGUCCAAAUAAAAUAAAAUAAAUAAUAAUUGAAAUUAGGGUUAGAAUAGGAAAAAGAAUGAUCCGUAUCAAAUAUAAGCUUAGAAAAAAAUCAAAUUAUUAUAAAAAUAAAAUACCUAAAUAAAGAGUCCAUAUAA